Messenger RNA from Oncorhynchus keta (chum salmon), 2985 nucleotides. Its product is annotated as XK-related protein 7-like. NCBI's taxonomy places the organism in Eukaryota, Metazoa, Chordata, Actinopteri, Salmoniformes, Salmonidae. Gene Ontology annotation, biological process: engulfment of apoptotic cell; apoptotic process involved in development; phosphatidylserine exposure on apoptotic cell surface. Bases 331 to 2214 code for a protein of 627 amino acids. Gene Ontology annotation, cellular component: plasma membrane. The transcript has 3 exons. The record is from RefSeq and is a predicted model, not a curated record.
GUGUACAAAUAUAAGCAAGGCUUGAAAUUAUUAUAUUUUAGUCAAACUAAACAUUACAUAUGCAGUCUACAAAUUAUUUGUAAUUAUGUUCCGGGCCCCUGACCAUCCGCUCAACAUAAAAUCGGCCCGGGGCUGAAUCUAGUUGAUGAUCCGUGUGCUGUGUUGUCAAAACGGCCAUCUCAGCACAGUUCGUUUCAGCACCGAUGAAACGUCCAACUGUUUCAUCAUGGCUCCUCCUGCCAGUGCAAAUGCAUUCUUAAAGAAAACCGCACAAUCAUUAAUCGUAUGAUGAUCUAGCGUGCUAACAUUUUACUGUUAAUUUUCUAUCAUAUGGUAGAGCUAAAUAAAUCACAUUUUUCGUCAGGAUUUAUUAUGAAAUAUCGUUUUCGCUUUCCCACCUCCCCUCGCCUUUCCUCCCUCCCUUUCUCCCCCACACACUCAGACAUUCAUACAUAUACGCGACCCCUCCCCCCUUCCAUCAUUUUCUCAUCUCCCUUGCCCACUCUCUUCUCUAAAACAAACAUGGCCGCUAAAUCUGAUGGUGCACCCGUCUCGUUGCGAAAUGACAUCCCGCCCGAGUGCCUGUCCGGUUCAGCUCAACGCUCGCCUCAGUGCCAACCUGCUAGGAAGCGCUACUCGCUCCUCGACUGUAGCUGGACGAUAUGUGCACUUUUGGUGUUCUUUUCGGACGGGGCCUCAGACCUGUGGCUGGCCGCGGACUACUACCUCAGGCGGAACUACUGGUGGUUUGCAUUGACACUGGUCUUCGUGAUAGUUCCAUCUGUGGUGGUUCAGGUGUUGAGUUUUAGGUGGUUCGCCUAUGAUUAUUCGGAUACCAACGACAGUAGCACAGCCGCAGCUGCCGUGGUCGCAGCAUCCGGAGCGAAGAGCCAUUUCAGCACCAAGGACAGCGAGCAAGGGGGCGCUGGCCGCGAUGCUGCGGUCGGGGCAUUGCCUACGACCGGCACUAUGGGAGGCGCCCGGGGCUGCUGCAGAGCCUUUAUGUGGCUCUUUCAAUGCUUCAUCCAUAUAUUUCAGCUAGCACAGGUCUGGAGGUAUGUCCAUGCCUUGUACUUGGGGGUGCAGAGUCGCUGGCGUGGGGACCAUGAGCGCCGUCAUUUCUACUGGCGCAUGAUGUUUGAGAGCGCUGAUAUCAGCAUGCUGCGCCUGCUGGAGUCCUUCCUGAAGAGCGCCCCCCAGCUGGUCCUGCAGCUAAGCAUCAUGGUCCAGGCCAGUCAGGUCCUCCCGCUGCAGGGCCUCUCAGCCUCUGCCUCGCUGGUGUCCCUGUCCUGGAUGAUCGCCUCCUACCAGAAGGUUCUGAGGGACUCUCGGGACGACAAGCUGCCCAUGUCCUACAAGGCUGUCAUUGUGCAAAUCCUGUGGCACCUGUUUACCAUCGGAGCCCGUACGAUGGCCUUUGCCCUGUUCGCCUCCAUAUUCCAGCUCUACUUUGGUAUCUUCAUUGUGGCCCAUUGGUGCAUCAUGACAUUCUGGAUCAUUCAAGGCGAAACAGACUUCUGCAUGUCCAAAUGGGAGGAGAUCAUCUAUAACAUGGUGGUCGGCAUUGUGUAUGUUUUCUGUUGGUUUAGCGUGAGGGAGGGGCGCACACGCUGCCGUAUGCUCGUCUACAGUGUGGUUGUAUUUAUUGAGAACGUGGCACUCACCACAUUCUGGUAUCUGUACCGCGCCCCACAGACGUCAGACUUCAAUGCCCUGCUCACAGUGUGUAUGGUGGCCAGUAGCUACGCUCUGGGCACCUUCUUUAUGUUUGUAUACUACUGCCUGCUGCACCCUGACGGUCCUAUCUCAGGGUGGGGAUGGGGGGUGCCGGAGGAGAUAGCAGUGGAGUCCUGCCUUUCCCCAGCUUCCUCUCUCCCUCCAGAUGUAGUGGCCAGCCCCCCCAGGACCCUGCAGAGGACUAAAGGGGGAGACCGUGAGCAGAUGGGAGGGGCUAAUUCAGACGUGUUUCUGGUACGAACACUUAAAAGAGGAGUCAAGGCUACUCUCCCACCCCUUGCCCCUAGUACAGAGGGGCCAGUCAUCCGUAUUGACUUGCCCAGGAAGAAGUACCCUGCCUGGGAUGCCCACUUCAUCGACCGCCGGCUGCGCAAAACCAUCCUGGUGCUCGAAGGUGCUGCUCCGGUCACACCAAGGAUCCAGUACCGCUGUCUAGGCUCUCCCACAGAGGUGAUGGAGUAUGAGACCACGGUGUGAACCGCAGAGAGUGCUGUUACUCAACUGGCUUCCAGCCAGCCGGUAAGGCCCCACAGUGGCACACAGCUGACUAACUCCCUCUGAGGAUCAGUUCUUCUCCAGUUCUGCUCUGUCGCCCGUCGGUGUUGUGAAGCAUCUGACAUGGAGAGGUGGAGUGUGUCCAAAUGUUUUCACAUCAAAGGUCUGGGACAGAUACACAAUGUCUAAUGUGGCUUAAGUAGGUGACUAGGUGAGGUGUGUAUAUUGGUGUCAGUAUAAUUUCUCAGGUUAGGGGGAUGGUACAGGGAGGGGUAUGGGCCAGGGGUCAGAGGUUAGGGAUCAGUGAACAUGCAGAGGGACACAUAAAGAGGAGCUGGGCUUUGUGGCUAGCUGUCAAUCAGAGAGAAACCAUCCUCAAUGAACGUGCUUCAAAGUAAUGUCCUCUCAAGCCAAGACAAAUACCAUUAGAGACAAUACCUAAACCUUAUGAAUACCUAUGACAAUAUUUCUGUUAAUUUAUGAUGAUAAUAUACCAUAACAGUAAAUAAGUCACAUGGGUAUGCUUAAUACAUAUCCAUCUAUCUGAGCUACUGGAACAGGACAUUUUGACCUGAAGAUGACAAUGGAAUAUCUUACUGCUGUGUGUGAUUUGUCAUAGCUAUUUAUGCAUGUUUAAGUAAUCUCAAAGCCUUAAUAAGUUGUCUAAAAUCCAUAGGACGAUUUCUAAAGAGCAAGGGAACUUGAAAAAAUGGAUUGAGAUGAAUGUUCAGUACACUAUGUUUUCUACAGUUG